GAAAAAAAAAAAAGUUUUGAGAGCGGCAAUGGGUCAGGGACAAUCAUCGCAAGGCGCUCUCCAAAAUCGAGAACCCACGCCCGAGCCAGCGGAUCCGGAGGAGGCGAGGAGAUUUAGAGAGGAGAAAGCGAGGUUGAGGGAGGAGGUAUGUUCCAAUGACAUUUCUGUAUUCAAAUCGAUUUCACUCUCCCAUUGUCUCUUUCCUUAAGUCGAUUUCUUCCAUCAAGAUGCUCUCAGUUAAACUUCUGAAUUUUGUUUGUCCGCGUAAAUCGUCACUGCUACCCUUUUCCCUCUAUCUAACCUCCCCAAAGGAGCGCGCUCGCCGCGCCGCAGCCGUAGAGCAGCGCCUCGCGUCGCAGCAAAAAAAGAAGAGCGGCGCAGGUGCGAAUGCGAGCGCGACGCCGUCAGCGGCGGCGCCGAAGAGGAAAGAGACUGCGCUCGAGCAGAUGAGUAGGGAGAAUAAGGGGUGGCGGGAUGCGGAUCAGCAGGCGGAUUUGAGGGCUUGGAAUUGAUGCGUUGGGGGUGGGGUAAGGGCAGAGUGAAGGUUGGAGAGGUACGUUAGGGAGGGGUUGUGGCAGAUGGGUUGUAUGUUGGUUCAUGGAGAGGCACGUGUGUAUUUCAAGUGUUUUCAUGGGCAGGAGGGAACAGUUGUAUAUGGUAUAUGGAUGGUAUGAUAUUCACUCUACUGAAUCCGAAGCUGAC
This is a messenger RNA of Westerdykella ornata, 702 nucleotides long. RefSeq lists its product as uncharacterized. The transcript has a single exon. Lineage: Eukaryota; Fungi; Ascomycota; Dothideomycetes; Pleosporales; Sporormiaceae. The record is from RefSeq and is a predicted model, not a curated record. The coding region runs from base 228 to 512 and encodes 94 amino acids.